AUGGCGGCUUCCUUCGUCAUGAUAAUCAGUUAUACACUGCUGGUUAUUGAAACUCUCAUCGGAAUGGUAGCAAAUGGAUUUAUUGUCCUCAUGAAUUACAUCAACUGGUUCAAAAGUAGGAAACUAUCCCCAGCUGACUUGAUCCUGACCUGCCUUGGCUUGUCCAGGCUUGCAUGGCAGGCCGCAGUGAUUCUGCAGGACACUAUAUAUUUCUUUUCUCUGAGCACUCAUAUUUGGAAUUACCAACAUGUAAUAAUUGCCGUCGUGUGGAUAUUUACAAACACAGCCAAUGUUUGGUUUGCCACCUGGCUCAGUGUUUUCUACCUUGUAAAGAUCGCCAUCUUCUCCCACCCCGUUUUCCUCCAAGUGAAACAAAGAAUCUCUGGACUGGUGCCGUGGUUGCUUCUGGGCUCCGUUGUUCUCUCUGCUAUUAUGACUAUUACUCUAGUUACAAGCUUGCUCACUGGUUUCUCUAUGUGCAAUUUCAACUCAUCGCUUUUGAGCAUCAAUGGUUCAGAAAUUAAAACAUCUGACUUUUCUCUAUGCUUAGUUAUUCUGGUCAACGCCCCAAAUGUUAUUCCCCUUCUGAUAUUUUUGUCAUCGUCCAUCUUGUUAAUAACCUCUCUGUGGAAGCACACAAGACAUUUACAUUGCAAUGAGAACGGCAUCAAGGAUCUCAACACCACAAUUCACGUGACUGCCAUUAAAGCUCUGGCUUCCUUCUCUGUUCUGUACCUGUCCAGUUUUCUAGCAUUCAUUGCACGGGCAAUACUGGUCUUGAAUAACAUGAAUCACCCUUGGUCAGCGAUGCUGAUUAGUAAUGUUAUGGCUGCUUAUCCCUCCGGACAUGCUGUUAUCCUGAUCUUAAUUAAUCCCAAACUAAAACAGACAUGGGUCAGGAUGCUACAUCACUUACAAUGCUGUUUGAGAGAAAUGUCACCUUAA
Molecule: messenger RNA, 945 nt
Organism: Euleptes europaea (tarantolino)
Lineage: Eukaryota; Metazoa; Chordata; Lepidosauria; Squamata; Sphaerodactylidae
Product: taste receptor type 2 member 39-like
Exons: 1
Coding region: 1-945 (314 amino acids)
Biological process (GO): sensory perception of taste; detection of chemical stimulus involved in sensory perception of bitter taste; G protein-coupled receptor signaling pathway
Cellular component (GO): membrane
Molecular function (GO): G protein-coupled receptor activity; bitter taste receptor activity
Source: RefSeq, a predicted model, not a curated record